AUGCGUGAGCGAAUGGACAAUACAGCCUUGUCAAUUAUUUUUUCAAUUGUCGCUAAAACCAAACUUCAAAAACUAUGUUUACAUGAUCUAGAUUUUACAAAUAAUCAAAUAGUGUGGCCUAUUCAAAGUACAUUAGAAUAUCUGACAAUCAGAGAUUGCUCUUAUCACCAAUAUCGUAUCAUUCUCUGUAAUUCGCCUCAUUUAAGAACACUUAUUAUUAGAAAUUGUAUUAUGGACAAUAAUGAUCAAAUGGUUUCUUCAUAUGCAGUUACAACAUCCAAUUCUACAAAAAGACAACGUACAUCCAUUGAUUCCACAGUGUAUGCGCAAUUGACUUCAUUGACUAUUGGUGACUGCAGACUAUCGAUCCAAGAACUUGAAUGUCUUCUUUCAUUGACACCGUCACUUGGCCAUCUGAAACUGAUUGCAUCUAGAUCGACACUUGAUACAAUAUUUGAUGGUUCUUAUUGGGAACAAUUCAUUCAAGAGAAACUACUUUUACUGAAUCAAUUUCAAUUUUUACUGACUUGUAUUGACAACAAAUUCGAUGACAUCACUACUUUCGAUUCACUUAUCUUACCAUUUCAAAGUCCGUUCUGGCUCAACAAUAAAAAUUGGUUUGUUACUUGUGGUUAUAUUUUACGAGAAUCAAAAAUUAUACUUUAUACAACACCACUCUUUGUCGGAGUUGAUGCCGCAACAAGAUCUGCUGUAUUUGAAGUAUCGUUAACAAACCCUGAAUAUCGCUUAAUUUUGCGCGAGAAUUACAAUAGAAUCUAUAAUAUUGAAGAAGAGACAUUUAUUAAAUUGAACCUUGAAGGAAAUCCUGGUAGCUCUUCUACAACUGUGAGUGCAGCAAUUCAAAUACGCAACGAUAAAACAAUUACUAAAAUUAAACUUUGUGGGAAGAGUAUCGAUGACACUGGGAUGAAAUUUUUGGCUGAUGCACUAAUCAACAAUGAAACAAUCACUGAGUUGGAUCUUUACUACAAUAAAAUUGGAGAUAUUGGAACAGAAUAUUUAGCUGAUGCAUUACAAAACAAUACAACAUUAGUGAUACUAAAACUUUCGUACAAUCAAAUAGGACAUAAUGGAGCAAAAUAUUUAAGUGAUCUAUUGCAAACAAACCAGAUGAUUACUAAGAUAGAUCUUUUGAAGAAUCAUAUUGGAGACAUUGGAGCUCAAUAUUUAGCUAAUGUUUUACAAAACAACCCAACAAUGACUGAAUUGGAUCUAUCGCGUAAUGCAAUAAGCGAUACUGGAGUACAAUAUUUAGCUCACAUGCUACGAAAAAAUACUGUAAUGGUGACUCUUGGUCUUUGGGGCAAUGCAAUUACAGAUAUUGGAGCACAGAAACUAUUCAAUUCAUUGAAAACCAAUAAAGUUCGUUUAUAA
Messenger RNA from Adineta steineri, 1395 nucleotides. Lineage: Eukaryota; Metazoa; Rotifera; Eurotatoria; Adinetida; Adinetidae. The record is from the annotation of a GenBank genome assembly.